This is a messenger RNA of Struthio camelus australis, 6161 nucleotides long. NCBI's taxonomy places the organism in Eukaryota, Metazoa, Chordata, Aves, Struthioniformes, Struthionidae. The record is from RefSeq and is a predicted model, not a curated record.
GGGAACAAACGUAAGAAACCCUCUUUCUCCUCUCAGGUUUACAUAAUGCUGCUAAAAUAAAAAAAGAGAGAAGAACUCUGAAAAGUGGGCCUUAACUCCUCAUUCAAGGCCAGGAGAGUAGGGCUCCCAAGAACAAAUCCUUCCAUAUCACUGUGUAAAUAGAGGGAGCUCUUGUCAUGUACAGAAAAUGCCGAUGUAAUAUACCAAAAGGAAGUGAAUACUGUAGAUUUUUUUUAAUUAUUGCUAUUAUUAUUAUUAUUUUCUCUUGUUAAAAGCACUGCAGUCCUUGGAGGAGGGGAAAGGGGAGUGUGAGUGCAUGUGUGUUGUGGGUGAGAGAGAGAUGAGCAGUGAGUUACGUUAGAUAGCAGCUGUAUAUAUCAGGCUGACUGACACAAGUACAUGAGUGGAGUGAAAUACUAGUGAAGUGAAUUCUAGAAAAGACUCAUCUGCUGGUUUUAUUCCCCUCUUCCCUAGUUGUUCUUUAACUGAAUGCAAACUCAAUAGCAAACAUUUUAGCAAGGAGAUUGGCUCUUGCUGGAACCUGUACGUACUUCGGGUAGGACUCUAGCAAAAAAAAAAAUUCAGUCUUUUUGAACAUUCUCGGUAAAAACAAAACUCCUCUUGGAGCAGCAAGCUUGUUUCCUUACAUUUGCACAAAGUCAGGCUUCCCAUCAAACAAAGAAAGGGAAUCUGCAGUUUUCAAGGAAGCCUCAUUUUGCCUGGCCUGCACAACCCACCACGUCUCCACAUUCCUGCCUUUCGACAGACUGACAUUAAUACAUGUGCACUAGAGGCUGUGCGAAGUGGCUGCUUCCCUUUCUCCAGAAUGGUUAUCCUGUUGCCUUGGAGAUGAUCCUGCUGCCUUAAAUGUAGGGCAGAAGAUUAAUGGUGCGGGCAGUAUGGACCUAAUGAAUGGACAGUCAAGCAGUGUUAAUAUUGCAGCUACUGCUUCCGAGAAGAGUAGCAGCUCUGAAUCCCUAAGUGACAAAGGCUCAGCUGAACUGAAGAAGAGCUUUGAUGCAGUGGUAUUUGAUGUUCUCAAGGUUACACCAGAAGAAUAUGCAGGUCAGAUCACGCUAAUGGAUGUCCCUGUGUUUAAAGCAAUUCAGCCAGAGGAACUGGCGAGCUGUGGGUGGAACAAAAAAGAGAAAUACAGUUCUGCACCAAAUGCAGUUGCUUUCACCAGAAGAUUCAAUCAUGUAAGCUUCUGGGUGGUUAGAGAGAUUCUACAUGCGCAAACCUUAAAAAUCAGAGCUGAGGUUCUGAGCCACUAUAUUAAAACAGCUAAGAAACUGUAUGAGCUGAAUAAUCUGCACGCUCUGAUGGCAGUUGUGUCGGGCCUACAGAGCGCUCCAAUCUUCAGGCUGACUAAAACGUGGGCGUUACUGAGUCGGAAGGAUAAAGCCACAUUUGAAAAGCUGGAGUACGUUAUGAGUAAAGAAGAUAAUUACAAAAGGCUUAGAGACUAUAUCAGCAGCUUGAAGAUGACUCCGUGUAUCCCUUAUUUAGGUAUUUACCUCUCAGACUUGACAUAUAUUGAUUCUGCAUACCCAUCAACAGGGAGCAUUCUGGAAAGUGAGCAAAGAACAAAUUUAAUGAACAACAUACUUCGAAUUAUCUCAGAUUUACAGCAGUCCUGUGAAUAUGAUAUUCCUCUGUUGCCUCAUGUCCAAAAAUACCUAAACUCAGUUCAGUACAUAGAAGAGCUACAAAAGUUUGUAGAAGAUGACAAUUACAAACUUUCGCUAAAGAUAGAACCAGGGACCAGCACCCCACAUUCUGCUGCUUCCAGAGAAGACUUAGUAGGCUCUGAAGUUGGAGCAUCUCCACAAAGUGGACGGAAAAAUGCUGCAGCUGAAGGAGCUUUGCUGCCGCCAACACCCCCUUCACCUAGGAACUUGAUACCACAUGGACAUAGGAAAUGUCAUAGUCUGGGAUACAAUUUCAUACACAAAAUGAACACGGCGGAAUUCAAAAGCGCAACAUUCCCCAAUGCAGGACCAAGGCACCUACUGGACGACAGUGUCAUGGAACCUCAUGCCCCAUCCAGAGGGCAGGCAGAAAGCUCCACCCUUUCAAGUGGAAUUUCAAUAGGUAGCAGUGAUGGUUCUGAACUUAGUGAAGAGACCUCGUGGCCAGCGUUUGAAAGGAACAGGUUGUACCAUUCUCUCGGUCCGGGGACAAGAGUGGCACGAAAUGGCUAUCGAGGCCACAUGAAGGCCAGCAGCUCUCUAGAAUCUGAAGAUUUGGCUGUUCAUCUGUAUCCAGGAGCUGUUACUAUUCAAGGUGUCCUCAGGAGGAAGACUUUGUUGAAAGAAGGCAAAAAACCUACUGUAGCAUCUUGGACAAAAUACUGGGCAGCGCUGUGUGGCACUCAACUCUUCUACUAUGCUGCAAAGUCUCUGAAGGCUACUGAGAGAAAACAUUUCAAAUCCACACCAAGUAAGAAUGUGUCAGUGGUAGGCUGGAUGGUGAUGAUGGCAGAUGACCCUGAACAUCCAGAUCUCUUUUUGUUGACCGAUUCUGAGAAGGGAAAUUCAUAUAAGUUUCAAGCUGGAAACAGAAUGAAUGCAAUGCUCUGGUUUAAACACCUGAGUGCUGCCUGCCAAAGCAACAGACAACAGGUUCCUGCCAACUUGAUGACUUUUGAAUAAUAGGCUAAUUCAAAACAAAAAUAAAAGAGAACUAUUUGAACCAUCUCACAAUUGAGAAUGAGGUCCUGAUGAAAAAUGUGCCAGCUGUAUUCUGUGCCAGAACGGAGCCUUUCAACUCGAUCUCUGAACUCUGGAGCCCUGAACAAACCACUAAUGGUUGGGGAGUAAGUCCUCUAAGGAAAAAAUGGAGUUGCAACAUGAAUUGCCGUGGACCAUGCUUCAUAAUAUUCUCUGAACUGACCUGUGGAAACCACUGCCUUAAAGAGUGAAAGGACAACCAACGUGAAACACCAAAUAGUGCGUGUGAAACUUCUGGCGGUGCUGUGCUUGAGUUAAAUAGAUUGUAGCUAGUUUGAGUUUCUUUUAACUUUAUACUAAUUUUGAAAAAUAACUCACCUUUUUAGGUAUUCUUCAGAAAACAAGAAAAUUGAUGUUGAAGGGUUGUAUCAAAAGCUGGGUUUGAACCAGGUAAAAGAGGUACUACGCAUUCUAGAGAUGUUGUUCAGACUAUACCAGGAGUUCUCAAUGGGAGCUUUCCCCAGGCACUCGUAACCUGGAGCAGCAUCAUUUCUGUCAGACCUAAGAGUAUGAGAAUUGUAACAAAUGCAGCUUUAAAAUAGUAAGCUUGCAAACCUUAGUACUGUAUGGGAGCCGUAGUCCCGGCAAGUGGCACAAAGGCUGAGCACUUAGACACCAAAAACUUUUUUGGUACGUUGUUACCUAAUUCCUGGUUAAAACGUAGUUCACGUGUUUUGGGUGACCGGUGUGUGUGAAAGAGACGUCUGAAAGCAUUGUUGGGUCAGAACUGAGCGUUUUCAUCCCUUUUUAUUUCUACGCCUUUCACGCUUCUACACAUGAAGCUUCCCUGACAAAAAGCAACACCUUGCUGUAGUUCACUGAGGCGUUUUACUUCUCUAUACUCUACUCUAGAUGGGUAUCUAUUAAUUACCAGCUAGGGAACACUGUCAGUGUAAGAUGUGUCAUAAUAUCACUUAAAAGGCCUACAUUUUAAAAUGAUAGAGGCACAAUUUCAAGCUUUCAUGUUCUCAUUUUGCAAUUACUGGUUUUAUUAUCUGUCUUAGUCAGAAUAGAUGACAUUGUGCAUUAUUGAUAACACGGCCUAGAGCAGACCUUUUAUGUACAGAAGCUGUUUGGAUCUUCAGGAAAGUACAUAAUUUAAUUGAGCAUGGAAUAACUUAAAGAAAAGAUGUGGGACUAUCAGUAUUCCAUUCUUGACAGAAAUGAUUCUUGGUCACUGAAAUUACUCUCAGAAAAACAUUCUGAUUGUAAAAAGGGAGCCACACUGUACCAUGUGUGUUUUAUGCAUAAGAAUUUAGUUCUUGCUUUAUUUGAAUUUCCUUGAAGUCGGAUAGAAUUUCUUAGAUGGUUAGUCUUUAUUUAAUCUUCAGAAAUAUGAUCUUUUUUUAAAGCCAGGAAACAUUGUCCAAAAUCCAAAUCUCGUAUCGGAACUUCUAGUUUGUGAAAAAGUAGUAAAUGCUCCAUUGACAUCGUGGUUUAGUGGCCGUAAGUAAGCUUGCAGACUCCACCGUGAUGCUCCUUUUUGAAAAGAAACAAACUGUCUACCAGUCUGUGGCAGAGUUCUCUGACUAUGUAAUAAAGGUUUCUAGUAGUAGUGAUUAUUUUGAAAAACGUACAAUUCAUUUGUUGCAGCGGAGUAGAAACCUGUCAGUUCACUUUCUCAUUUUUCCAGAGUCAAAUUAAUCUCUUAAUGGAAAUGAUAAAUUUCUGAUUUCAAGGGGGGGGAAAAAAGAGGAUGAUGUAAUCUCAUAUUAAACAAACAACAACAACAAAACAACAAGAAGAAAGAACCCCUUGGUGAUGUGGAGUAAAUAGUAAUAGCCUGUUUUAUGUUUCCAAGAGUUGUUCUUGUGGAUUGGCUCUUGGUAGAGGAAAAAACAGUAGAAGGAUAUUUCUGUUAGAAUUGCACCAGAAGUACCAUAUGCAUUUGUGUCCCUUUCAAUUUCUUAUUUUUUUGGUGGGCAACGAAUAGUCUGUUCUGAUCCUGAAGUCGUGUAUUUUGGAAAGAGGUUUCUUGUGCUGAAGCUCUCUUGUCUUCAGUUCUCAUGUCUCCCAAAUUAACCCAUGUUGGGUAUGUAGUUAAUACAACAUCUUCAUAGCCAGCAGUGUUACUGUAGUAGAAUUUGCACAAUUUCAGUUUGGGUCUUUCAUUUAAACUACUUAACGUGUGCUUCUUCUCAACAGCUAAGUGUUUUUUAACAUGUGUGUACUUUUUUAAACAUUGUGGAUAAUAGCCCUGUGAAUUUUGAAUUUUUUAAAUAAGCUAAGAUAGGUUCAUUGCCGCAUAAGUGUAUCUGUUCUUCUGUUAGCGAAAGGAAACACGCAGCCGGGAGCCGCAGCCUGACAUCUCUCAGCUUUGCUAAAGACAGAGCCAGAUCAGAAGGGGAUGUUUCUUAGUGGGUUUUUGUAUUUUUCCAGCUGUUUUGCGUUAGGUUUUUGUGGUAGGAGGAUGGUGGAGAAAAAGCUGCGCAAAUCGUCUAGCAAAUUGUUGUUACGAGCUUUCUUCUUGGGCUUCCUACUCUCCAUCUUUAUUCUUCUACCCUCAGAUACGCCUUUUUUCAUGGGGCAGAUUGACUCUCUUUCUUAAAAUGUUUCAUUAGAGUAAUUGGAGAGAAUAAUGACAACACAGAAAACAUUAUUGGCCUUGGUUACAAUGAGUAGUUCAGUGCUUCCCUCUGGUUUAUGUCACGUUUAGUCCAGUAGUCCUACAGGACACAGAAAUACUGAAGUGUUACAUAUUUGGAGAUGGAUGAUCCUUAGGAAGGAGUGAUGGUUUGCUCACCUAAGGGAAAACUGCCUCAGUUAAGCUUUGGGAAGAAUUAGACAAGUCAUAUACACCAUAAAGAACAUAAUAAUGUUCCUCUUUAAUAAAUAAAACUAGAGCCAAGAAAACAAUGGCAGCAAUGAGUACGUGUUGUUCGGGUAAGACUGUUACCCAGACUGUCUCAGUUGACUGUUUCUCUUCGCUUUAUGUUGUAGUGUGUUGCUGCAAGUCUUUAUCUUGUCAAUAACUGCUGAACUAGUUCAGCUAAUCUUUUGACACUUUUUUCAUAAUGUGUUGGUUUUGAAAUUAAAGAUGCCCCUUACAGUUUCCUGAUUACAAGAAUAGGAACAAAAAUCGUUCAGAAUAGGUCUUCAUAGCAGUGCUUUAAAUGUAAGUGUUAAUCACCUGCAGGCUACUAACAACUUUUAUUAGUUAAACCAUCAGUCUUGGGAAAGAUUGAGCAGCAGAGAAUGUCUGGUUUAAAAAACUGGUGCAAAUGCAUUAAAAUACAUUAUGCUAUUCUUGCUACUAGUUAAAUGCUUACUGCUACCUUUUAUCUUUCUAGCUUAAUCCUUUUUAAUUUUAGCUCGGUUUUUCAAGUUUGGCUUCUAUGCCUGUGUUGUUUGAAAGCAAAUAAGGAGUUAUAUCUUUGAAAAAAUCUGAUAAUUUGAGGAAACAUAGCUCAUCCCAGGCAUGUAUUUAAU